This is a messenger RNA of Budorcas taxicolor (takin), 2568 nucleotides long. RefSeq names its product BTB domain containing 10 (gene BTBD10). The transcript has 11 exons. NCBI's taxonomy places the organism in Eukaryota, Metazoa, Chordata, Mammalia, Artiodactyla, Bovidae. Gene Ontology annotation, biological process: positive regulation of phosphorylation. Gene Ontology annotation, cellular component: cytoplasm. Bases 242 to 1774 code for a protein of 510 amino acids. The record is from RefSeq and is a predicted model, not a curated record. Gene Ontology annotation, molecular function: protein binding.
GCUCGAGCGGCCGCAGCCACAGACACCUCUCUGGAGGGAUCUAGUUGGGGAGGAAGCGAAGGUGUCGCUGGCCCUGGCCUGUGCCUGGACACUCAAAGGGGACUACAGCAGAUGAAGAUGGAAUCCCAAAGAACAUCCAAGAUUUAAUGAGGUUGAAGAAUUGGGGUGAUGGCACAAAAUUACUCAGGUGUGGGCUGCAUGUGUGCUCUCAGAGCAGUAGUGUGAGGAAGCUUGCAGUGGGAUGGCAGGACGGCCUCACCCCUAUGACAGUAACUCCAGCGAUCCAGAGAGCUGGGAUCGGAAGUUGCAUAGUAGACCUCGUAAACUUUAUAAACAUUCAAGCACCCCCUCACGUGUUGCUAAAGGAACUGUCGACCACACCAAAAUGAGUCUACAUGGUGCUAGUGGGGGACAUGAGAGAUCAAGAGAUAGACGAAGGUCAAGUGACAGAUCACGAGAUUCAUCUCAUGAAAGAACAGAAUCUCAGCUCACUCCUUGUAUUAGAAAUGUUACUUCUCCAACACGGCAGCACCAUAUUGAACGUGAAAAAGAUCACAGUUCCUCUCGUCCAAGCAGUCCUCGUCCUCAGAAAGUGUCUCCAGAUGGAUCCAGCAGCAGUGCUGGGAACAGCAGCAGAAACAGUAGUCAAUCAAGUUCAGAUAGUAGCUGUAAGACGUCUGGGGAAAUGGUAUUUGUGUAUGAAAAUGCAAAAGAAGGAGCUCGGAAUGUAAGAACAUCAGAACGAGUGACACUUAUAGUGGAUAACACUAGAUUUGUUGUAGACCCAUCCAUUUUUACUGCACAGCCAAAUACAAUGUUGGGCAGGAUGUUUGGAUCUGGCAGAGAACAUAACUUUACACGUCCUAAUGAGAAGGGAGAGUAUGAAGUGGCAGAAGGAAUUGGCUCUACAGUAUUUCGAGCAAUUUUGGAUUAUUAUAAAACAGGAAUAAUCCGUUGUCCUGAUGGCAUAUCUAUUCCUGAAUUGAGAGAAGCUUGUGACUAUCUUUGUAUCUCUUUCGAAUAUAGUACUAUUAAAUGUCGAGAUCUCAGUGCCCUAAUGCAUGAGUUGUCAAAUGAUGGUGCUCGCAGACAGUUCGAAUUUUACUUGGAAGAAAUGAUCCUGCCUCUCAUGGUAGCCAGUGCCCAGAGUGGGGAACGCGAAUGCCACAUAGUGGUGCUUACAGACGAUGAUGUUGUUGAUUGGGAUGAAGAGUACCCACCACAGAUGGGAGAAGAAUAUUCACAAAUUCACCUUUUAAGGGAGAUAACUCCACCUGAAAGAGAGAAGGCGAGGAAGGUCCAUCAGUCUAACUCCCUGAAGUGCCCAGCACAUUUGGAAGACUCAACAUGUUUUAUAUAUAGCACAAAAUUAUAUAGAUUUUUCAAGUACAUUGAAAACAGAGAUGUGGCCAAAUCGGUUUUGAAGGAGAGGGGUCUUAAGAAGAUUAGACUGGGAAUAGAAGGUUAUCCUACCUACAAAGAAAAAGUAAAGAAAAGACCUGGGGGCCGCCCUGAAGUGAUUUACAACUAUGUCCAAAGACCCUUUAUUCGAAUGUCUUGGGAGAAGGAAGAAGGAAAGAGUCGGCAUGUAGACUUUCAGUGUGUGAAGAGUAAAUCUAUCACCAACCUUGCCGCCGCUGCCGCAGACAUUCCCCAGGACCAGCUGGUAGUCAUGCAUCCGACUCCGCAAGUGGAUGAGCUGGAUAUUCUACCCAUCCACCCCCCUUCUGGCAACAAUGACCUCGAUCCUGACGCACAGAAUCCGAUGCUGUGACAGUGAUGUUUCUUGAAACCAUAGCAUGCUACUCUUCACAGUGAUGCUGUACUCUCCUCAUCCUGCACUGCAAGGCCACUCUCUUCAUUGUGAGAUGCACAGAACAAUGUUUAGGAUAUUGCAGUGUAGGCUUUUUUUAAAGACCAAAGGUAGCUGAAUGGUUUUUUAAAUGAGUACAACUCUAGCAUCUUGAGGUUCCAGUUAUAUAAAUGUAUUUGUUUACCAGUAGGUUUGUGAAAUUGGUUCUUUGUAUGGGGGACAGUCCUUUUUCACACAUCUAUAUCUUUCCAGAAGUGGUGGAAAUUGGCAGCUGGGGUACUUUGUCUAGAUUGAUAUUCAUCACACCCCAGAUAAAAUGUAGAACAUUAUAUAGUUGCACUUUAUAAAUGGUGGUUAAGUGGAACUGUUCAAGCCAUUUUUAUAGUUGUGAUGCACAAUAUGAUUUAAAUAAGUGCUUCUAUCAAAGUAUUCCUUCAGUAAAAUGUGUAUAGUUUGCUGCCCAUGAUGAGCAAAAAAUGAGUAUCACUGGGCUUAUUUGAAUGAUGAGGAUGAGAUUCAACCAUAUCUUAUCAGUUAUCUCAGUGCCGUUUUCAUCCUUUUCAAGUGUCACAUGCAGGGAGUGUGAACAUCAGAGGUGGGUUAUUAUCCGGUCUGCCUUACCCUUAAUCUGUUCACAGAUAUUUAUUUACUAAUGAUUUUUUUGAAAGUUAUGGGAUAAGAAAAUGAAGUGUUUGCUCUUCAUUUACUAAAUGAUUGUAAACUCGUUUUUCAUCAAAAUAAAAUUCCAUUGUUUU